Messenger RNA from Perkinsus marinus ATCC 50983, 1590 nucleotides. RefSeq lists its product as hypothetical. The record is from RefSeq and is a predicted model, not a curated record. Bases 1 to 1590 code for a protein of 529 amino acids. The transcript has 11 exons. NCBI's taxonomy places the organism in Eukaryota, Perkinsozoa, Perkinsida, Perkinsidae.
AUGGGCUUUCUCUACGAGCUCGCUCAUAGACACGACGUUGCAUCCUUGUUGAGAGAAGAGUCCUCAGCGCGGAAGAUCUUUUCUGCAUUGGACCGAGGGAGCCCUUCAGUUUGUCGUCGCACUAUUGAGCUCAUCUCCGUCCUGGGCCGAAGAGAGCCGUCAUUUUGGAGGCUUCUGGUCGACUCGAUCGACGAUCGUCCUUCGGCAUUGGACUCUCUCUGCCACUUGGCGAUCGAAGGUCCUCGUUCGGUGAAGUCACACGCUGCUUGGCUUAUCUCUAGUCUAGCAAACUACGACGAGUCAGAGGCCGCCCAUACCUUGGCGCUAGUGGGAGCCUUAGUGCGGCUAUUGAAUGCCAAUCACGGGGAUCCUACUGUGCUCGAGCAUGCCCUGUGGGGCCUCACUCAGAUCUGCUUGGAUAGUGACGAAGUCGUGGAUGGACUCCUCACUAUGGGCGUACCGUCUAUAGUCUGCAACCUGCAGAGUGACAGAGACUGGACUGGCGUUCAAGGGCAACGCAUGCGAGCCGUGGCUCAUCUUGCGACCAGCGAGAGGCUAAAGGCGGAUAUGCUCGUUAACACUGCUGUUCUCCGUAUACUUGCUCAGGAGCUGGAAACUACCCCGCGGGCUAAUGCAGCUGUCGGUUGCAUCGCAAACCUCGCCAGGGGAGCCCCUGAGGUCGGCGAGGAGCUCUGCCUACUGCGGGUGCUCCCAAGGCUUAUAUCUUUGGUUCAGCUGAACAUGAGCGCAAUUGCGGUUGAAGCCAUAGCAGAGCUGGCUCUAGCGCCAGUGAUAGUGGAAGAAUUGAUGAGAUUAGAUGCCAUUGAGGGUCUUCUGUCGUGCACUCAUCGCCUCCUGGAUAAUUAUCAAACUGGUACCAAAAUCCCCAAUUCCGAAUCGGAGACAGAUCCCCCGAUGAUACAACCCGGAGCGUACGAAGAGGAGGACGACGUUUACAUUCCCCUAGUCGUGGCGAGCCUUAUCAACCGCAUCGCACGGGUGGCCGCGAUCACAUUGGAAAUUGUGAUGUCGUCCGGUCAGUUCAAUGCAGCCUCCCGAGAUGCUGUCCUGGUCUGUGGCGGCGUAGAGAUCAUUGUGAGAGUGGCUGAUUGUGGCAGAAGUGACUCUCGUACGAUGCUCGAGGUUAUCUCAUCGAUCCGCGUUCUUGGUCGAGACGGCGGCUCGACAGGGCUGGCAGAGAGCGGAGCCAUGAGCAUUCUAUAUUCGGCUAUACACGAGCGGCCUAGGCAUGCCACUGUGAAGGAGGAAGCUGAACUGACAUUGAGGACCCUCCCGGUCGACCUCCAAGAGUGCUACUGGCGAAUUGUGGAGAAGCACGAGAAUGAUGAAAGGGACGAGGAGAUGCAGAGUUGGAUGAGGCCUGUGAGAGAUAGGCGGAAGUCUCCUGUCGAGGGGUGGGAGCCAGGGAACAACCCGGCGGAGGAUGCUGACGGCCCUGGCUCGGGACAAGACACUAGGGGAGAGGAAUACCACGUCGCCUCUCGUUUUGAGGAUUCUUCAGGUAGUUUCCUCAUUAUCCUAGCAUUAAAGCUUUCUUGGAGGUUUACCAUCACUGUCACUCUCUACUGA